Molecule: messenger RNA, 3942 nt
Organism: Prorocentrum cordatum
Lineage: Eukaryota; Dinophyceae; Prorocentrales; Prorocentraceae
Source: the annotation of a GenBank genome assembly
AUGGACGUCGACACGCCGGAGCGGCGCAGCGGAGACCAACGGCAAAACCAGCGCCGCAGAGAGCAGCAAAGGGCGAUUGACACUCAGAAGCCCACAUCUGGCCCCGCGGUCUGUGUAGACUGCGCCAUACCGUUCGACACGAACGAGGCGACACUGCCACAGAAGAACACGUCCAGGCUGCCAGGGCCGCCCUUGCCCGGGAGGCCGCUGCCAGGAGCGACGGGCGCAGGCAGCAACCAGGUACCAGACCGCUACCAUGGCGCCUUCGCCACGGCCCGCGCUGCAGUCUGGGGCGCUCCAUCAGCGGCCGAAGCGCGCGGCGACACCGAGCAGGAAGCGCACCUCUGCCGGAACAUGGCGCUCAUAAAAGUGGACGCCCAAGCUGCCUUCCAGAGAAUGGAGCGCGGACCGGCGAUCGCAGCCAUGGCUGAGCAUGCGCCCGAUGUCGCCUGGAGGAGAGGUACAUGGCACAGCGGCCCUGCCGCCCACCUGUGGCGCGACGCGGACGGCAACUUCGAAGAGGUCGUGAGCACCCGCGGCUUUGACCCAGGAGACCCGCUGGCCCCGGCCCUCUUGCCAGCCGCGCCGGGCUUGGCCGCCAGCGCCUGCAGCAGCCUCCCGCCGGCGCCGGCCGCGCCGGCUGCCGUUGCUCGCCCCACCCCUCCGGUCCGCCGCGGGCUGGCCAGCCAGGCGCUCCAGCUCCUCCCACAGGCGUUGGCGCCUUUCAGCCUCGAUUUCGGCCUCGAACUGAACCAGAGGAAGACCCUGAUAUGGUGCCCAACUGGAGCGGCGGCGCCCCAGCCCGACCUGCCGAGACACUACGUGGCGACGCGGCCGGUGCUGGUGGAGGCGAGCGGCGACCGGGCCAAGGCACACGCCUACCACGAACAUGCCGAGACCAUGCGGCAGCAGGAAUCUUUCUCCAGGCGGGAGACCUACCUCGAGGACCGGUUCCACCUGAGGCGGCACGCGGCGCGGGGCAGCGUAAAAAUCGAAGAGCGAACCACCACGCAGCCCGACUACCAAGCUCACAACACCACGGACCACGACUCAUCCACACCAAGCACGCGAGACUGCAUCCAAAAGCUCCUGCGCGCGCCCCUCGGACCCAACACGAGACCAGACUACACAAACGAGGGCGCAACGGCCGUCAUGAGGCAGGCCGGGGUGGGGACGCUGGAGACGGACAGCCCGACCCUGCAGCCGAGCGCACACGCCAACAUCUGCAUCGUCUGCCAGGAAGUGAUCCCGCACCAUGGGGCGGGCAGGGACACACCAACACAGGAGGCAUGCUGUGGCGCCCACUUCCACUUGGGCUGCCGCGCCGACUUGGCCCGCCACCUUGGCGAAGCCACCACUUGCCCGCAGUGCCGAGCCAGACUCCCGAUCACUGCCGAGUUACGGGCAUGGUGCGCCGCGCAGGGCGUGGACAUAGACCGACCGCCGCCCCCGGCCCACGACACCAGCGCCCAGGCCGUCCCAGAUUACAAUGGGUUUCGAAGCUACGCGCGAGGCGAAGAACCACCACCACGGGAGCCACCGCUGCUCCGAGCGCUCUGCUGCCGACGCCUCGGCCCACCGCCCGAAUUCUCCGAAGUGCCAGACCGCCGCAUGGAAUGGUCCCCGGAGAUUGCUGCACGCGACACCAACGGGAUGAUCACGCAGUGGCUUGAGUCAUGGCUUUGCCCACGCUGCGGGGCGCGCUGCGCCGUCGACACGAUCGCGCCACAGAGCGGCCAACAGAUGUGCGCGAGGUGCCUAGAGCAGGGCACGUGGACCGCGGAAGCCAGCACGGCACGCACCAACUCCGCAGUGUACGUGCCCCUGCUGCUCGCAGCCGCCGGGCUUUUAGACCCAAGCGAAGGGGCGCAGUGGAGUGAGCACCGCCUCACACAUGCCUGGUGGCAGCCGACGGUAGAGACGUUGCGGCUUGCAGUCGUCCAGGCAGUGGCGCACAGCAGCACCGGCUACAUACAGCCGCUGGAGCCGGAGCUGCCUGGAGACCAGCACGCGAACGGCCCUGCCGCCGUGGUGGGCAGAGGCGCCCCCGGAGAGACCGACCACGAGGCCGAACCAGCGCAGGCCCCAGCCCCGAGCAACGGACCCACCGAAGAGUCCUGGGCAGCUCUCGGGGGCAUCGACCUCCAACAAGAGCUCCGGAGAUUCGUGCCGACACUACAGAACGUGCCACGUUUCCUGCGCGCGGAGACCCGGAUGGCGUUCACCACGGCCCUGAAGAGGAUCAAGCGAGGACACGACCAGGGCAACCAAGCAACAACCCACCAAGGAUGGACACUGUUCCUCCUCGCCUCGAGGCUCCUGCUAAGCAAGCCCAAGGGUACCGACGCCGAGGGCCGACAAGAGCUCUUGGAACGCGCCCAACGGUUCCGCCAGGGCGACUGGCUGGCCCUGCUACACGAGGCCAACACCACGGCCGGCGCGCGCGCAGCGCCGAGGCCAGCCACAGAGGAGCAACAGCAGGAGAGACGCAGAGAACAGGCUUGCGCGCACGUCCGAAACGGCAACCCGUCACGGGGGAGACAGGUCUUGACCGCGGCGGCGAUUGCGCCCGGCAACGGGGAGACACUAAACAGGCUGCGGGACCCGGCCCGCCGACCGCCUACCCUGAGCCGCCGACUACCCGCCAACCUCGACCGCGCAACCGACAGAGCGAGACUCGACAAGACCAAAUUCCUCGCUUGCCUCCGGUCCGCUAAAAAGGGCACGGCAGCAGGACCGUCGGGGGUCCGCGUUGAGCACCUCAAGCCGCUGCUGGAACACGAAGAGUCCAUGGACCUGCUUGGAUUCGCCGCCGCUGCCCUCGCGGAGGCGCGGGUGCCCUCCCCGAUUGCCCGCGCUCUAGCCCUCUGCAAGAUGACGGCGCUCCAGAAACCAGACAACGCGGCCUACUGGGGCGCUUGGGCAGACGCCCUACACAUGCUCCACCAACGGCGCCCCGUUGAAGCUGCAGCGAUCAGGGACCUCCUCGACGGCACCAGGCCCGGCCGUAGGGGCAACCUUGCCGCGGCCGCCGCGGCCGCACAGCUGCUCGAAACCGAAGGCUUCCGGAGACCUUCCUGGACCGACCUGCUCCAGGGGCUGCGCCCAGAAGCGCCGCCGCGCUCGGAGGCCGCCGAACCGGGGGAAUGGCAGCACGGCUGGCAGUUCCACGCUUGUUCCGCACGCAACACACACUACAGGGACAACGUGUUCAUGCCCAGCCUCACCAGGGCCAACCAGGCCAUGCUAAGGUCAGGCUCAGGACCGAGGGCCGCCUACUGGCUUCACACCUUACCCACCACCGAGGGGCACGUGUUCAAGCCCGCGCGGUUCCUGGCAGCCCUGCGCCGGCGCCUCAGGCUCCCGCUGCCGCUCCUCCCGCACACUGCGGGGCAGCCGGCCACCCAGGCUGCCGGGCCCGUUGUCCCCCAACAGCUGCUGCGGGACACUAACGCCGUUGUCCACAACCCGCUGGACCGCAGACAAUUAGACCUAGUCGUCUACGGCAUCUCGCCGAACGGCGUCCCGCUGUGCUGCGACAGCACCAUGGUGUCCCCCCUCCGCAGGGACGGCUGGCACCGGCCGCGCACCUUCGACACCGACGGCGCCGCGCUACUUGGGGCCGAAAGGCGCAAACGACGCAGGUACCACGAACUCACGACCGGCCAUUCAGGCCGCCUCAUGGUCCUCUCCUGCGAGGUCGGAGGCAGGUGGGGCCGCGAUUCCCUCCAGCUGGUACGCCUGCUUGCCAAGCAGAAGGCGCGGGCCGCGCCGGCCCUCCUCCGCCGCUCCGCGGAGCUCGCGUACACCAACCGCUGGUGGGGGUUCCUGAGCGUCGCGGCCCAGGACUCGCUCAUGGCCACCCUGACGGGCGACGGCUACCUAGCCUUGGGGGGAGCCGCCGGGGAGGACGACCCAGACCUGGCCGAAGUGCUGCUCGCA